UUCUCUCUUGCUCUUCCUUGGUGGAUGCUUGUCACCUACUCCUUUAAAGUUCCCCACUCCCCACUCUCACACUUCUUCUACCUUUCUUUUUUUUUUUUUUGACGAAAACACACUUCUUCUACCUCUUUUCCACAAGAUUAUUUAUCCUAGAAACCAAAAGCCAUCACAGAGCAAGCAAAGGGAGAAAGGAAGAGAGGUUGAGGGCGAAAAGAAGCAAGCAGCUGCUCACUCAUCAAGCAUUGUAGUGCUUGCUCUGCGUUGGUCUUGUUGAGUUGUCUUUGUGCAGGAAUUCUUGCUUGCUCGGUGAUGGAUAAGCACACCUGCAAGCUUUGCUUCCGGCGGUUCCAUAAUGGACGUGCGCUGGGCGGUCACAUGCGCUCCCAUGCCAUGGCCGCGGGGGCAGCUGAGAACUCGCCGCCGCUGUCGCAGCAGCAGUCGCCGCCACUCUCGCUGGCAUCCACUUCGUCGACCGAGAUGGAUGACAAGCCUACGCAGCGGAAGCCACUGGCGUCGUGCGUUUUACGCGAGAGCCCCAAGAAAAGCCGCAAGGUGGGCACCCCUGAAUUCUCCGGCGGCGGGUUGGCCUGCGGCGAGUCGUCUGUUGUGCAGGACGGUGAGAGCGACACGGAGUCGUCCCCGCGCGGCAGCGCUCUGUUCGCCGUGAGCCGCCGGCGCUCGAAGCGGGCGCGCCGGCGCGUGCCACCACCGGCGGCGCCGGAUCCCGAGCCGGCGAGCAGCGUGUCCGACGCGACGCCGGAGAAGGACGUGGCCAUGUCGCUCGUGAUGCUGUCUCGGGACUCGUGGACGCGAUCCAGAUCCGAGCCCGAGCCCGACCCCCACUGGCCCCCCGCGAGCUCGGAAGCCGAGCAGAACAACGACGACAACGUCGGCUUGUUCGACGACGCGGACGAGCAAGACCGGGACGUCGCCGGCGAGGCGAUGGCCGCGCGCCCACGCAGCAGGCACCAGUGCGGUGUGUGCAAGAAGGUGUUCCGGUCGUACCAGGCGCUGGGCGGCCACCGAGCCAGCAUCAAGAAAGGCAAGGGCGGGUGCGUGCCGGUGCCGGCACCCCCACCGUCCAGGGCUCACCGCGCCGACGCCCCGGUCAUCCACGAGUGUACGUUCUGCUUCCGUGUGUUCGACUCCGGCCAGGCCCUGGGCGGCCACAAGCGCGCGCACAUGCCGUCCGCCGGCGCGCCGGCCCCGUCUCCAUCGACGCCAGCAAAAUGCGGUGACAGCUCGGGGUCCAUCGAUCUCAACGUGCCGGCCGCAAUGGACGACGACUUCGAGCUCUCCGCCGUGUACGAAGCAGAGUUCGGCAGCACCAGACAUUGAGAUCACCUGCUGAUCCGAUACCCACUGCCGAUGCCAACUUCAGAUCAGAAGAUGUACUUACACAAGCUCAAGAAUUGCAGCUCAUCUGCUGCAUGCAAGGACGGAUUCGAUCCUUCGAGGCAAGGGCUUGCGAUCCAUGCAAGAACCAGAUGGAGAACAAGUUCAGCAUUUUGUUUUCUUUCUUUCUUUUUUUUCUGUUACUCCUAUUGAAACUGUCAGUAGUACUGAAUUAGUUGAACAGCGCAACAGGAUUCAUUUCUAGUCCCCUGUAUGGCUGUAUCAUACCUAAUCAAUCCAUCACAUCAAUUUU
This is a messenger RNA of Phragmites australis (common reed), 1645 nucleotides long. RefSeq names its product zinc finger protein ZAT9-like. NCBI's taxonomy places the organism in Eukaryota, Viridiplantae, Streptophyta, Magnoliopsida, Poales, Poaceae. The transcript has a single exon. The record is from RefSeq and is a predicted model, not a curated record. The coding region runs from base 307 to 1335 and encodes 342 amino acids. Gene Ontology annotation, biological process: regulation of DNA-templated transcription.